Drosophila albomicans is the source of this 1465-nucleotide messenger RNA. It is a transcript of the gene ND-39, whose product is annotated as NADH dehydrogenase [ubiquinone] 1 alpha subcomplex subunit 9, mitochondrial. NCBI's taxonomy places the organism in Eukaryota, Metazoa, Arthropoda, Insecta, Diptera, Drosophilidae. The transcript is spliced from 4 exons. The coding region runs from base 135 to 1382 and encodes 415 amino acids. The record is from RefSeq and is a predicted model, not a curated record. Gene Ontology annotation, cellular component: mitochondrion. Gene Ontology annotation, molecular function: protein-containing complex binding.
ACAGCUGACAUAUCGAGGCUGUGUUUUCGUUCUCCCCCCGACCACCACCAGACUGAAAUAUCUGUGUGGAAAAAUAUUAAAAACAAUUACAAAUAGUGAACUUACCUCGUUGGUGGAACGUGCGCCGCAACAAUAUGGCUGCCAUAGUACUGACUAGGAACAUGCAGCUGGCAAAGCACCAUAGCAGCGGUGUUGUCGGCGUACUGUGCAUGCGCGGCUAUGCUGCCGCAGCACCAGAUGCAGACGUGCCACGUCCACUGAAGACAACUAAUCUGUCGGCAAUGAAGCGCGGUACCGGUGGACGCAGCAGUUUCAAUGGCAUUGUGGCCACUGUGUUCGGAGCCACCGGCUUUGUGGGACGUUAUGUGUGCAAUAAGCUGGGCAAGCAGGGCACUCAAUUGAUAUUGCCUUAUCGUGGCGAUGAUUCCGAAGUGAUUCGCUUGAAGGUUGUCGGUGAUUUGGGUCAAGUGCUCUUCCAUUUUUACAAUUUGGAGGAUCCACGCUCAAUUCGCGAGGCCGUCAAACACUCGAAUGUUGUCAUCAAUCUGGUUGGACGUGACUAUGAGACGAAGAACUUCAAAUUCAAGGAUGUGAAUGUGAAUGGUGCUGCACGUUUGGCCAGCAUUUGCCGUGAUGCAGGAGUGGAGCGCUUUAUCCAUGUGUCCUCACUGAAUGUGGAAGCAAACCCCAAACCGGUUUACGUGUCUGGCGGCAGCCAAUGGCUGAAGACCAAAUACGAGGGUGAGCUGCAGGUGCGCGAUGCCUUCCCCAAUGCCACAAUCAUUCGGCCAGCCGAUAUCUAUGGCUCCGAGGAUCGCUUCUUGCGCUACUACGCACACAUCUGGCGUCGUCAGUUCCGCUCCAUGCCGCUGUGGCGCAACGGAGAGGCAACUGUGAAACAGCCUGUCUUUGUUUCUGAUGUGGCACAGGCUAUUGUCAAUGCCGCUAAGGAUCCCGACAGUGCUGGUCGCAUCUAUCAGGCUGUGGGUCCUAAGCGUUAUCAGCUGAGCGAACUCGUCGAUUGGUUCCAUCGUCUGAUGCGUAAGGAUCAGAAACGUUGGGGUUACCAGCGCUACGAUUUGCGUUACGAUCCCACCUUCAUGCUCAAGGUGAAGUUCACUAAUCUGAUCUGUCCAGGAGCCCCAAUUGGUGGUCUGUCUGUGGAUCGUGUGGAGCGUGAAUACAUCACCGAUAAGGUGCUGCCUGGUGUGCCGACGCUGGAGGAUUUGGGUGUGCAGCUAACGAAUAUGGAGGAUCAAGUGCCAUGGGAGUUGCGUCCAUAUCGUGCUGCCUUGUACUACGAUGCGGAAUUGGGUGAAUUUGAGACGCCGCCGCCACCAAAAACGAUUGAAUCGCGCGACGAGCAGCGUUUGUUUGCCUAAACGAUGUUGUUGCUAUUUGUGGGAACUUCUUAGUGCGUUUAUCACUUUAAAUAAAAUGUCUGAUAAUUAAAACAACAACAAAA